Drosophila suzukii is the source of this 1641-nucleotide messenger RNA. The record is from RefSeq and is a predicted model, not a curated record. Lineage: Eukaryota; Metazoa; Arthropoda; Insecta; Diptera; Drosophilidae.
GCUGUAAAAGCAGCUCGAUCGACAAUAAAUACAAAUAGCAGGUGAAAAUCGAUUGAUUAGAUUGAUCUGAAAAGCUAAAACUAAAUAAAGGGGACCCAAAACCAUCUAAUCAAGCAGCAUAAUACUAAUGUAUUUAAAAUUUUAAAUAAAUUGUUAUAAUUUAAUCUAAUAAAUGAUAGAUUGCUAGGAAAAUAGGUCAGUAUAUCAUUUUGAUUAGAUUUAGUUAGAGAAGAGGAACUGUUACGGGCAAUACCUUUAAGUUUAGCAGCAUCACCACCUAUUUUAUGUGUAGAAAAUAAAUUACCUUAAUAUUGAUUUCGGAGUGAUCAAAUAAUCAACUGAGAUGAGCCAAGCGAAAUCCGUACUUUGCGUGGGUUGCACGGUUAUUGACUUUGUGACCAUCAAUGCCAGUUAUCCCAAAGAGGACACCGAUCGACGUUGCCUGGAUGGGUUUUGGCAACGUGGCGGAAACGCCUCCAAUGUGAGCACAGUUCUCCGGGUUCUCGGCUCCAAGGUGGACUUCUUUGGAAUGCUCAGCAAAUCGGAUGCAUUCAGAGUGCUUCUCGAGGACCUACUGAUCUUGGCCCAGGAUUCCGGAACACGCACUAUUAUCCACUGCAAUAAGGAUUACCCACAGAGCACUUAUGAAGACUUUAGCAAGAUUGAUCUUUCGGAGUAUGGAUGGGUGCACUUUGAGGCUCGCAACACCUCACACACCUUGAAAAUGAUGCAAAGCAUCCGGGAGCACAACACAAGGACUGGACAACGCAUUAUAAUCUCGUUGGACUUGGAAACGAGGUACGAGCAGAACCAGGAACUGUGUCAACCAUGUGACUUUGUGGUCUUUUCCAAGGAGCUGGCCGGACAGUUGGGCUGGAAGACGCCGCGGCAAACUUGUGAGGAACUGGCAGCCCGUAUCCCUGGAACAGGAUUGAAACCUGUCUUUAUUUGUCCCUGGGGGAGUGCCGGAGCUGGAGCUGUGGAUGCCAAUGGUAGUUACCACGAAAUGGCUUCCUAUAAGCAAGAGAAAGUGGUGGACACGCUGGGUGCAGGAGACAGCUUCAUGGCGGGAUUCAUAUACGCCACACUCGAGGGUCAGCGAUCUGUGGCGGAAGCCGUAGACUUUGCCAACCGAGUUGCCAGCCACAAAAUCACUGGGUUCGGCUACGACCAUAUUGCACAACUCAGCUUAGACUAAAACUAGUUUUUUCUAACCUUACUUCUAGCUGACAAUAUUGUUGUAAGUCUCUUUGGAAGAAUUUAUUAACAUUAAACAAGCCUGACGAAAAAAUUAUUAUGUUUAAAAACUGUUAGCACGUGUCCAUUGUCUAAGUAAAUAUUACUAAUUGUCAAGCAAUAAUAUUUUUAUAAAUUAAUUUAAGAAAUUAAAAAAAAAAGUACAAUAAACAUUUUAAAAGCAGUUUGUAACCUCUGCAAAAAAGGUGGAACCAUAAAAAAGUACAACUAGUUUCGAAAUGAACAGCGCUUAUGUAUUCUCACAAAUUUUAUAAACUUGUCAAAUUCAUUAAGAUUAUAUUAUAAUUAUUUUCAUGAUUAUUGGUUAAGCAAAGACUUUUGUUGUUGGUCUGCUGUGACUUGUUAUCAAAUCAUCCGCUUUGCAAAUAAAUUGGAAAUCAAGAG